UGAAACCCACUCUGCUCUAAAAUCAAUCCCCCUACCCCCUCUUUUUCUUCUUUCCCUGUCACCCUCUCCCCCCCUCUCUCUCUCCUUCUCUCCCUCUCUCUAGCUAUACUCUAUUCUCCACACCACAACCCAAAGCAAAAAUACAGAGAUAUGGGUGUGAGACUGAUGAGCUUUUCUUUUGUAUAAUGAGCAGAGGACUAAAACCUCUUCUUCUUAGAAGAAGAUGGCAAUGAAACAAAAUGAGCAAAACCACCAAGAACAACAGCAACAACAAACCCAUUCACUUUUGUUGGAUGCUUUGUUGUGUGAAGAGGAGAAAUGGGAGGAGGAUGAAGGAGAAGUAGUGCAAGAUUCUUUAGAGGAAGUGACCAGUGAGAACUACAAGAAUGACAUUAAUGGGCACAACCCAGCCUGCCCUUCUCUGUUUCCCCUGCUCUUGUUGGAACAAGAUCUGUUCUGGGAAGAUGAAGAGCUUGUCUCUCUCUUCUCCAAAGAAGAGCAGCAGCAGACCCAUUUCAUCAAACACUUGGAGGACAUGGGAAACGAAGCACCAGAGCACUCUUUGAUCUCUGCGGCUCGUCGUGAAGCUGUCUUGUGGAUGCUCAAAGUCAAUGCCCAUUAUGGGUUCACUGCUCUCACUGCAAUCCUAGCCAUUAACUACUUUGACAGGUUCAUCUCCAGCCUCCAUUUUCAGAGGGACAAGCCAUGGAUGGUGCAGCUUGUGGCUGUCACCUGUCUCUCCUUGGCAGCCAAAGUGGAAGAAACCCAAGUGCCUCUUCUUCUAGACCUUCAAGUGGAGGACACAAAGUAUGUGUUUGAGGCCAAAACGAUUCAAAGAAUGGAGCUUUUGGUGCUCUCAACUCUCCAAUGGAAGAUGCACCCAGUGACCCCACUUUCAUUCCUCGACCACAUCAUAAGGAGGCUUGGAUUGAAAACCCUUCUCCACUGGGAGUUUCUCAAGCGCUGUGAGCGUCUUCUUCUCUCUGUGGUCUUUGAUUCAAGAUUCAUUGGUUAUUUGCCGUCUGUGUUGGCCACUGCAACAAUGAUGCGCGUUAUAGACCAUGUUGAGCCUUGUAAUGCCAUGGAAUAUCAAAACCAGCUUCUGGGUGUUCUCAAAAUAAGCAAGGAAAAGGUGUAUGAUUGUUACAGUCUCAUUCUCGAGCUGUCCAAGGCCUAUGAUUGUGGCUACAACAAUCCCCACAAGCGCAAGCAUGAACAAAUCCCAGGCAGCCCAAGUGGGGUAAUUGAUGCGUAUUUCAGCUAUGAUGAAAGCUCAAAUGAUUCUUGGGCAUUGGGCUCAUCAAUUUCUUCAUCCCCGGAGCCACUCCUCAAGAGGAGCAGAGCAGCAGAGAAGGACCAACAGAUGAAAAUGGCGUCACUCAACAGGCUCUUUGUGGGCAUUGUGGGUAGCCCUCCUUAAUAAAACCAUCAUCAAUUUAUCUUCCUCUCUCAAGAAAAACACAAAAAAAAAAUUGAAGUUCAAAAACUCCAUGUCUGUUAUGGUAAUUUCUCUUUUGGUGCAAAAUCUAAAGUGCUGUGCUGCUGCUGCUGCCAUACAUGCAUAGUUUCUGUGCCUUAAUUUUCCAAACAAUGCCCGCAAUUCUACAGUCAUGUACUGGAGAAUUGGAGAUGAUGGAGUUUGUUAUUGAUGGCAAUUUGGCAAUUCACAGCAAAGAGGAGGGACAAGAUUGGAAAGUUAAGAAUUACUCUCUACAUUGAAGUCUGCUUCUCUGUAUAUUUUGAAAUAUGGAGAACUCUUAUAUAUUUCCAUAUAUCUCUAUAUAAGUCUCUCUUUGGCCCAUUUGGACAUAUUAUAUUAAUAAAUAAAUUUAAACACCAA
Messenger RNA from Prunus avium (sweet cherry), 1840 nucleotides. It is a transcript of the gene CYCD3;1, whose product is annotated as CYCLIN D3;1. NCBI's taxonomy places the organism in Eukaryota, Viridiplantae, Streptophyta, Magnoliopsida, Rosales, Rosaceae. The record is from RefSeq and is a predicted model, not a curated record.